GUCAAAAGACUCAAAACUCUCCAACUCUAUACGUCACGACUGUUAAUACCUCCGCUAUCUCCUACCCAGUUAAACACUCACCACGUGUCUAUUCACGGUCUUAAUCAGACGCCGUGAAAGUAACACCCUCCAACGACCGCCUUAAAAACCACGUUUUCAUUUUCUCAUCUCAACCUAUUUCAUUUAACCGCACUUCUCCUCUCAGAUCCUCUCACCAAGCUAGAAGGUCUCAGAGAUGCCGUCGCCGUCAACGCCAAUAACGUCGUCGUAUUGGUGUUACAGCUGCACGCGAUUCGUCAGCGUCUGGUCCGAAUCCGAACAAGGCGCCACCACCGUCAGCGUCUCUUGCCCUCACUGCGACGGCGGUUUCAUCGAAGAGCUCACCGAUCCCUCCUCCGCCGCCGCUGCCGAACUAACUCCUCAACCUUCCACCGAAGUCAGAUCGAUCAUCAGCAACCGCAGAUCUAUAAUCAGACGCCGGAGAUCCACUCCUCAUCCUUCCUUCAAUCCAGUCAUCGUCCUCCAAGGAGGCGCCGGCGAGAGAGACGAUGGAGAAGAAGAAGAGGCUAGAGACCGACGAAGACGCGCGUUCGAGUUUUACUACGACGACGGAUCCGGAUUAGGUCUAAGACCUCUUCCUGAUUCCGUAUCCGAGAUCUUGAUGGGAUCGGGGUUCGAGCGGUUGCUCGAGCAGUUAAGUCAGAUCGACGCCGCGGCGGGGAUCGGACUCGGUAGAUCCGGGAACCCUCCCGCGUCGAAAUCGGCGAUUGAGUCGUUACCGAGAGUCGAAAUCUCGGAUUGCCACGUAGGCGCGGAGGUUAAUUGCGCUGUGUGCACUGAGGUCUUCGAGGGAGAGACCGAGGCGCGUGAGAUGCCGUGUAAGCAUAUUUUUCACGAAGACUGUAUCGUUCCGUGGCUAUCGAUACGAAACUCGUGCCCCGUCUGCCGUUUUGAGCUGCCUUCGGAUGGUAACGGCGAGGAAGGUGAUAACAACCCCGUGGGGAUGACGAUAUGGAGACUCCCCGGAGGCGGAUUCGCGGUGGGGAGGUUUAACGCGGCGAUGAGGGAGGGGGAGAGAGUGUUGCCGGUUGUGUUGACGGAGAUGGACGGUGGUGGGAUUGGUGGUAAUAGUGAUGGUCCUAGACGGAUCUCGUGGGUUAGAGCUAAUGGGACGUUUGAGUCAGGUAGUAACAACGGUGGUGGUGGCUCUGGCUCGGGAGGGAGAUUGAGACGGAUGGUUCGUGGAAUGGUGUCGUUGAUGAGGAGAGUGAGACCAAACCGUGGUGUUUCGUCUUCUUUGAAUCAACUGGGUUUGGACAGUGAAGUAGAAACUAGGGUUAUGGAUCGGUCGAAUUCAGUGCUGAGGAGAUACUUUGGGCGAAGCAGAAGUAACAGAGAUUCUUCAGUUCUGCAUUGAUAAUUUUAUAUUUUUUGUUUGUUUGUUCAUCAUCCAACAAUGUAAAUAUAAGAAUAUUCAGAAGAAAGUCCGAAUAUUGUUUGAUUAUUUGUAUGAUACAUUACAUCAAAAUGUCUUAUGUUCAUUCAAGUUUUCAU
Messenger RNA from Brassica rapa (field mustard), 1554 nucleotides. Its product is annotated as E3 ubiquitin-protein ligase RDUF2. Gene Ontology annotation, cellular component: cytoplasm. Gene Ontology annotation, molecular function: ubiquitin protein ligase activity. NCBI's taxonomy places the organism in Eukaryota, Viridiplantae, Streptophyta, Magnoliopsida, Brassicales, Brassicaceae. Gene Ontology annotation, biological process: protein ubiquitination. The record is from RefSeq and is a predicted model, not a curated record.